CAAAAACCAUAUGAGUAUGUGAUAAGUUAAUUAAAAAUAUGAUUGAGGGUAUUUUCAUCCAAAAAACUUGAAAAUAGUAAAAAAGUACUUCGAUUGAUAUUAACUCACGGUUGACGGACCUCAAGUUAUAUUUUUAAAGUUCACGGAUCUAAAAUAAUAUAAAAAAAAGAUGUCCCUCCAUAGAAAAUUAGAGGUCCCUAUGAUUCUCACCUAGCAGAGGCGCCGCUACUACACACAACCCAAAACUUCUACUCCAUUAGCCUAGAGCUUUUCUAGGGAUUUUCAGAUAUAAAACAAUGAAGCUGAACACCAGAAUUCCACCAGAAUUAACGGCAAAAUGGGUGAGGAAAUUAGCAACAAGCAAGUGAUACUCAGCAACUAUGUCAAAACAUCUGUGAACGAAUCCGAUAUGUCGCUGAGAACUUCCAAAAUUCAGCUUAAAAUUCCCAGCGGUUGCGACGGCGCCGUUUUGGUGAAGAAUCUCUACUUAUCCAUCGAUCCUUUUAUUCUUGCCCUCAUGAAGAAUCAGGAGCUCGAUUUACCUUCUUUCAUGCUGGAUUCUCCUAUUUAUGGAUUUGGAGUGUCGAAAGUACUGGAUUCGUCUCAUCCAAAUUUCAAGACGGGCGAGCUAGUUUGGGGGGUUUACUGGCUGGGAGGAGUAUAGCCUUAUUAAAGAUCCAGACCAAUUGUUUAAGGUUCAAGAUAAAGAUUUGCCCCUCUCUUAUUAUACAGGGAUUCUUGGUGAGUUUCUCGAGCCCCUUGUGAUUAUCGACUUCAAAUUUCACGCUUGAUUCCUGCUUCCUAGUGCUAUUUGUCUGAUCUAGAACUAGUUGUUUGUGAGUCUGCAGAAGUUAUGUAUGCAGUUAACUGUUAACGAAAACGAGCUGUUGAUGAACUAUAUAUGCUUGAAUUAAUAGAUUGGGAAAUGUUGGAUUUGUACCGUUUAUCUUGAUAGUUUCUGAAAAACAACAGUAGGAGAUGUACUAACUUGAGACUGAAAAUCAACGUGUUUCGCGUUAUCAUUUUAGGCAUGCCUUUAUGUUGGUUUUUUCAAGUUUUGCUCUCCCAAAAAGGGGGAAACUGUAUAUGUCUCUGCUGCAUCCGGAGCUGUUGGUCAGCUCGUUGGUCAGUUUGCAAAGAUCGCAGGGUGUUACGUUGUUGGGAGUGCAAGGAGCAAAGAAAAGUUUAUGUUUCACAUUUGAUGAACAAGUCGGGUUUGACGAAGCAUUCAACUACAAAGAAGAGCAAGACUAUAAUGCAGCGUUGAAGAGGUACUUCCCCGAUGGCAUCGACAUCUACUUUGACAACAUGGGAGGGAAGAUGCUCGAAGCGGUGCUAAACAACAUGAGACUCAACGGCCGUGUUGCGCUUUGUGGGAUGAUCUCCCAAUACAACAACCUUGAGCAGCCCGAAGGCGUCCACAACUUGAUUAACGCAAUAGUAAAACGGGUCCGUAUGGAAGGAUUUUUCACUAGCGAUGUCACGACCGCACUUCCUAAGGAUAGAAAGUACGGUGGAUCGCGACUAAUGGGGGAAUUAAGAAGCGGGGAAGAAAGGGAAAUAACAAUCAAGGGGUAGCAGACAAGGAAGUACGACAUAUCGAUCAAAAUACGAAAUUUCAUUUAUCAACAAGGUUUCAAAUCUUUAAGGUACAUAACGUCAAUGACAUAGUUUGACAAUUCAAAGGAAAACAAAGAAAUUCUUAAAACUUGGCAUAGCGGAAGCAUUUGAGAGUUAGCUACUACUAU
Molecule: messenger RNA, 1748 nt
Organism: Salvia splendens (bonfire salvia)
Lineage: Eukaryota; Viridiplantae; Streptophyta; Magnoliopsida; Lamiales; Lamiaceae
Product: 2-alkenal reductase (NADP(+)-dependent)
Exons: 4
Coding region: 1039-1578 (179 amino acids)
Molecular function (GO): 2-alkenal reductase [NAD(P)H] activity
Source: RefSeq, a predicted model, not a curated record